AUGAUCGAAUGGGUUCAGGAUAAAUUGCGGAAUCUCAGACAACACGAAGCCGAAAGUCUGUCCGAAUUAACCAGUCCGAAGUCGGGUACCGGUCGGAGGCAUCGUUCAUUAGAGGCAUUGGACCGAAUAGAGGAGAUUAGUUUUAGUCGACCGUCCACCAGUGGCGUUCAACGCCCGGCAACAGCGGGUCAUCGACGGGUGGAGUAAGUUGUUGAUUUAUUGAUAAGGAUUUGGUUUUUUAGAUGAAUUUUGUUUCUAAAAGACGUUGCAUUUAUGAUAAAGAUUAUUGUAUUAGUGAGCCCUCCAACCCAACAGGUUUUCCAUGUUCUGCAAGGCAUGGAAAAUGAGUUUUUGUAUUGGGCCCAGUGCAAUAUAAAAAUCUUUCGAAAAUAUGCGUUUUUUUAUUUUCAGGUAAACUAUAUAGGUCUCAUAGAGCUAUAUUUCCCGUAUUUUACCUAGUAAAACCUUUGGCAUUCUCUUUUUAUCACCAUUUUUUCAGCUCCACUUUGUAUAAUAUAAUUCUUGCUAAAAAGGCCCUUUAUUUUUAGUAAAUUCGAUUAUAAACUAUUUUAAUUUCAGAAUGGAAGAAGAUUUGGAAGAGCUGGACCCGCACGGACGAUUGCCCAUCUAUUACGGACGAACCUAUCGAGGAAUAAACGAAGAUCUGAGGAGACAAUUCGAAAAGGACGACGCCGCGCGGUAAGUUCUCCCGCAUUUUUUGCGCAUUUGUUUUUAGAAAAGGGCUGAGCCUUUUGUCUCUGAUCCGAGAAGUUUUUACGGCGUUUUAUGCCGAGUUCGGGGUGAAAAAAUGUUAUUUUAACCUUCAUGUAGCAUUAAAAAAAACUGUUUUGUGUUUAGCGAGAAAUUGGUUGAAAGUAUGUCGUCGAUGAUGAGCCAGCAGCUAUGGAGUGUGCUGAAUGCAAAUACGAACCUACAGCAGCAGUUAAAAGAAGUUCAAAAUAAUUGUUCACGCCUUCAAGCCGAAAAGAUUGGUCUCGAAGAUAAAAAGCGGCAUCUUGAACAUGUAAGUGGUUUUGAAUUUGAUUUCUUUUUGAAUCGCAAUGUUUGGAAUGUAGGUUUAUAUAGUUUUUAUAGUACUUCGAAGAAUAUUUGGGAUGAAAAGUAUUACUUUUUGAACGUUUAUGCCUACUGCAAUAUAAUUUUUGCAGGAAAAUCAAGUGCAGCUUCAAGCAUGGAAUUUGAAACUUCGCGAGCUCAGGUUUGAAGUCCAAUCGAUCCAGAAAAUGGUGAGAAAUCAUAUUUUUUCAACAAAAAAUUUUCGGCCAUCAUGGAUAAUAUAAAUUGGAAGCAUAAAUUUUUGACAAUUUUUUUAGAUGAAGACUCUGAACGAUGACGCAUUACGUUUUAAAAGCAACCCAGCACUUCCAUUCAUGUUUGAAGGCAUCAAAACGAUGAUCGAAGGAUUCGUUAACCAGAGGACAAGUCAGAUUUUCGACGCUGAACAAGUCCGGGCUGAGGUCCUAAAACAAUAUGAAAUGGUGAGUAAAGUUUACUAUUAGAUUCAGACUUUUAUCUAAAAAUAGUUUGGUUAACAAUUACGGGAUUUUUCUACGGGUUUUUUGUCAUUUUAGGUGAUGCAAAAGAACUCUGAACUGGAAAAUGAAAAAUUGGACGGACAUCGACGAAAUUUGUCAUUGGAAAGCCAAUUGAAACACAUCUCAGAGCAAAAGGAGCGGGUUGAUGAUGCCAUCAGACGAAUUAUCAAGCUCCCAAAUAUUGGAAAUUCAGUUUCUGGAGGUAAAAUUUUUAAAACUUGUCUAAAAUAAUAUAAAUUUUUCUAUUUAAUAUAAUUUUUUGUAGAUGAUGUAGACUCGAAUCCUCAUGACGUUGUCAGAGCUGUCAGAACGACGCUAAAUCGACUGGAAGAUCAGCUAGAAACGGUGGAAACAAGGGCAGGCAGUGAAAAAAGAAGAGCCGACGGCUUGGAAAGUCAACUGAAAACCGCGUUGGCCGAUAAAAAAUCAAUCGAAAAACAGCUCCAAACUGAACAACAGACCAAGACCAGAUUGUAAGAUAAACUUUUCGUAUAGUUUUGGAUCUGUCUUAAUUUGAAAUUUUGAUUUGGACCUUGUUUUAGGGAGUCGGAUCUGUCGGAGAAAGAAAAGUUGCUGAAAAAGUUGAAAGAACGCGUGAAUUCUCUUGAAAUAGACAAAGAAGGACUCCGAUUUACAAUUUCGGAUUUGAAUAAGAAGUUGGAAGAAGAGAGGGGCUCAUUUCAACGACAAAUGACAGAACAGAGACGGAGGUUGGAAACUGAAUGGAAUUCGAGGCAGAAUAAAAUCACUGAUGAGAUUGGGGAGAUUGAAAAACGGGCCGAUGAAAGAGUAAAUACCCAGAGACAAAUUACAGAAGAGACGAGGGCAGAACUCCAAAAAGUUCAGCUGCAAUUGGUCGAUGCCAAUGUGGAAGUGAAUGCACUGAAAAGGGAGAUUCAGCAGCUUCGUAAGUUAUGGUUUUGGUAGUUUUAGAGUGGUAUGAGGGGUGAAAUUAAUUGUAAGGAAGUUAAAAUUUUGAUCCAGGAUAUGGCAAGGGGAGAUUUUCGAGAGAUUUUUAUUUUUUUUUUUGUCAAGUGUAAUAUAUCAAAAAGAUGUCGAAUUCUGUGUUUUAUUUUUAGAAACUGACCUCUCCAAUGCCAAAAAAGUUCAGAAGACUCACGAAGAACGUAUUAACUCACUUAAGGAAGAGCUAGAGACCAAGGAAAUUACAAUCGCAGCCUUGGAUCGAGAGCUGAACGAACAAAAUGAAAUGAUCAAAAAACAGGAAGAACAUAUUGAUCAGGUAAUUUAUUAUCAAAUAGAAUGUUGAAAAUACACUUUGAGAUACUUAUGAAUUUAUUUUAGCUGUCGCGAGAGAACGCCAACUUCCAAGCUGAGAAAUUGGAAUCAAAUGAGACGAUUACAAGGCUAAGAACCGAGAUUUUGGAGACAAAAACACUCUCGGAUCAGGAGGUUUCGACUUAUAAAGGUGGGUAAUUGAAUCAUAUUGGUGAUGGAUACGGUUUGAAUGGGAUAAAGGCUUGAUUUUUUCAGCAAAAGCCUUGGAAUCCACGGAAAAUGCGAAAAAAGUAAGCCAGUUGGAGAAAGAACUCAAAAAGUCGAAAGCUGAAGCGGAGAUGUUUAGUGGACAGUACGAAAAAGUAAGUGAUAUUGGAUUCGGAAAAUUUUGAAAGUAGUUUGAUAUAAUUUGAACUGCUUUUUGGGCAAUUUUUUACCUUAUUUUAGGAAAAAAAUGAUGAUUUUUGAAAUUUUUUGAAUAAAUUUUGAUUUUUUUAGAUAACAACUCGUCUGGAGGUUAUUGAAACCGAGAACACACAGAAAUCCACCGAAUUAUGGAAUAAUCAACUGGCUUUGCAAGAUUUGGAGCAGAGAUUUCAAGACAUUUGGGUGGAAAAUGAGUCCCUCAGAAGUGAAAAUAGAUCGACUUUGGCGAUGCUAAACGAAGAACAGAUGAGAAACAAAGCCUACAAUAAGAGAAUUGUCGAGGUUGAGACGGAGGUAAUAGUUUUUGUUUUUUUGACAAAAAAAUUGGGUUUGGUUAUAUUGUAGUAGGUAAAAUUUGAAAAUUUUUAUGUUUUUUGGCAAAUUUUUAAUGGCUUUGUUUAGCUGUCCCGCCAAAAUAUGGAUUUUGAUGCGUUCCACAAAAACGAAAUUGAAUUGAAAAGCCAGCUGCGGGAAUUGGCUGGACAGAGAGACGCUUUGGCCGAGGAAUUGGAAGAGCAAAGGAAUCAGUUCCUCAAUGCAAAAAGUCAACUGCAAAAACAGUUGGAGAAGGCGAGAACGGACGUCAGCGAGGACAGCGAGAAGAAGAUCAUCGAUCUGCAAACGAAGCUGGAUUCACUUCAGAAUUUGAAGGUAGGGUAUAUAAAAUAAAUUGAGUUAAAAAGGAAAGUACUUCUAAGGGAUGCAGAGUUACAGUCGAGGCAUAUAUCAAAAAAUUGCAAAAUUUUUCUGAUUCAAAGCAUGUAAAAAUUAGCUGCCCAAUUUUGUUUUGUAAGGGUGAAAAAAUCCUCAGAAGUUUUCUCGCAACACCACGCAAAUGCCCCUUUUUUACAAUGGAACUACUAUUAAGACAAUAAAAUUUGAUAUUGUAGGGCUUGUCAAGAUGCCAGGGUUUACUUUACAAGGAAAGUACUUUUAUGGGGGCUCCUACUUUUUGACGGGACAUAUCUCAAAAAAUCAGAAAAAAUGUGCUGAUCAAGGAUAUAUAAAUCCUAGCUGCCCAUUUUGGGUUUUUUGGCAUGUUUUGGCCGUCGAAAGUUUUGAAAUUCGCAAGAGGAAAGAAUAAAAGACGAUUUGAAAGGCAGGGAAACCGAUGAGUGAGUGGCGCAGUUGGUUGCGCAGAAGACUGGGGUUUGUGCGGAGGGGGGUUCGAGUUCCCUUUUGUGAUUUUUUUUUAUUUUUUGUAUUUUUGCUGUAAAAUACAAGUAAGGAUGUUCAAAGAUAAUUUAAGAGGCUUUUCGAAAUAAAAAAUGUCUUUUCUGGCUGUUCAGUUCAUCUCCUACGGAGAUUUAAGCCCUUCACCACGACAAUCAGCACAUUUUUUCUGAUUUUUUGAGGUAUGUCCCGUCAAAAAGUAGGAGCCCCCAUAAAAGUACUUUCCUUGUUAGCUCCAAACAAGGCUUUUGAAUUGGUGAAAACUUGGCCAAAAAGGCUUUGCGUGGUGUUGCGAGAAAAGUUCUGAGGAUUUUUUCGCCCUUACAAAACAAAAUUAGGCAGCUAAUUUUUACACAUUCUAAAUCAGAAAAAAUUUGCGAUUUUUUUGAUAUGUAUCUCCACCUGUAACUCCAUACCGCAUCGAAGUAAUUUUCCUUGUAAAAAAAUUUCAACUGGUCUGAAAAUUAGAUAUUGAUUCCUAAAUUAUAUGAUAUUUGCAGGAACGCCUUUGCAUCGACCUAAAUGAAACCUCUCUUCAACUCAAACAAGCCAAGGAAACCAUUCACGAAAAGGAUUUGCACAUUUCCGAAAUCUCAUCCGGUUUUAAUUUCCAAUUUAAUCAGCUCAAGUCAAAGAAUUCCGAGCUCAAAAAAGACGUAAAUGAUCUCACACAGGCCUUGGAUCAUGAGCGAGCCGACCAUGACGAGAAAUUGGCCCGUUUACGAAGGGAACAUGACCAAAAUGUCCAGGAACUGUAUGAAAAACUGAGAAGGUCGGACGAAAAUCGAGAAAGAGCGGAGGAAAAUGCAAAUGACCUGAGGGAAAGACUGCUAGAUGUUGAAGCAAGGAACAAGAAAGCGGCUGAGCUGGUCCUGGAACUAAGGAAACAGCUGGAUGAACUAAAGUAAGGAGGAUUUUAUGCUGUAGUAGGUGGUAAUGUCAAGUAUUGGUGAUUUUUAUGGUUAUUCAGGUGGUUAAUGGUAAUUUUAUGCGCUUUUUAGCGAAGAAAAAGAAUCACUGAGUGCCAGAUUAUCGGAGGAAGAGAACUCAUUCAGGAAUCAACUCUCGGAUGUGUCCUCAAAGAAUAAAACUCUGGAAACUCGGCUCUAUGACUCUGAACAUCGAGUACAGGAUCUCGAGAAAGCCCUAGAAGCUAGUGAAAGCAAAUAUUCUAGACGUAAGUUUUGAUUUGAAAUUAAAAUUUUGUAAAGCCCGAACUUUAGAGUAAGGUUAUCAAGCAUUGAUUAUAUACAAAAAUUUUAGAAACAGAGAAAAAUUCUCUUUUGGAGCUCCGUUACGACCAGUUGGAAAAGGAAAUCCUGAGAGUGCGAGAAGAAAACAAUCGAAUGGAAGAAAGGCUCAAGGAUUCGUACAAUCAGCUGAGUGAACUUGGAAAAUUGAAGGAAAAGCUGCAAAAUGAAGUGAAUGAGAAGACCAAAGAGAUUAAUAGUGUUGUGGAUGAACUAAGCCUUUCAAAGAGAGACCUGAAAAGCUUGAAUGUCAGAAUCGAUGAGCUGAAUCGAGUAUCGGAACAGCAAAAACAGGCCUACAAUAAUGUCGUCCAAGAGGUAAGAGAUUGGAAUUUGGUGUUAGUCGUAAAUGUGGGGUCUAGUUUAAGCCGGGAUGGACGAUUUAGUCGCGAGUUGUGGGUAUAAGGAGGUGACAUUAUGUUAUACUUGAUGUUGAUCAUCCAAAGUUUGAAAAAUUGAAAUUAUAUGAUUUCAUUUGGAAUUUUGUGGAUGAAAAUGAUUGAAAAAGAAGCUGCAGGCUUCUGAAAGGGUUUGUAAUAAGUUUUGCUCAUUUUCAGAAGCACACCAUCGAACGCCAGCUUGUCGAAACCCGCUCGGAGUUAACUUCAAUAUCAACCACAAUAAGAGAAGUUGAAACUUCCAGCGCAAAUCAGUCUGAACUCCUAAAAGAAGCACAGGAACGAGCAGAAUUUUUGGAAAGAGAAUGCGACAAGAGGACCAAGGAAUUGGAAGAAAUUUGCGUAAAAAUCGAGAAAACGGAAAAGGAAAUGGUCCAAAAAACGAGUUUGAUAAAGAGACUGGAAAGUGAGAUUAAAGCAAAGAAUGAGGAACACAGAAUUGCAACCAAGGAGCUGGAAGUCUUCAAGUCUGAGACCAAGAAGGACAACCAGAAAUUGGAGAACGCGGAGAGAGAAAAUCAUCAAUUGAAGGGAGAUUUGAAUGUUCUGAAGGGAAAAUUGAACGAAUUGCAAGACAAUUGGACCGAUCUGGAGAGAUAUGCGAGACGAGUGGGAAGUUUGGCCGGUAAGGAGUUGUUUUGAAUGCAUUUUUGGGGUUGGGGGACAUUUUAUACGAUCACAUUUUGGUAGGUUACGUAUAGGUGAAAUUGUACAGUGUUUAGGUUGUUUUGAUCUUAUUUGGACUGUAGAGUAAUGGGAAAGUAGGUUUUGAUAGAUGGCGACAUUCUAUGCGGUGAAAAUUAUAUUGUAGUAGAUAAAGAAAUGCCGGAUUUUGGUAAAUAUUAAACUAUUAAAAACUUAUUUCUGAGUUAAAAAUUUUUAUUUCAGCCCACACCAGCCACAGAUCUCGCUCUCCGAGCCCUCAUCAUGCCGAUUCGACUAUAAUUUCAUCAGAUCUGGAGGUGGAAGAACGCCCAAUCGACUCUCGAUCAACCUCAAUGCUCCUCAUGAAUGCCCGGGAAAUAAUCGAAAUCUUGGAAGAGACCCGAAUCACGGUCGAACAGAAGCUAAAGCAUAAUGGAGAAGAGAGAAAUCAGCUCGAAUUGAGGAUAGCAAAACAAGAAGCCGAGUUAAAACAAAUAAAGAUGGAGCUGGAACGGAGGGAAAUGGACGGAAAGAGCAAGAUCCAAGAGACCGAAUCGGCUUUGGAAGGUAAGAAAUGAAAUUAAAGAUUUGAUUGUGUCAAAAAUGAGAAAUUUUAUAUUAUCCAUGGUUAUUUUGCUGAUUUAGAACUGAGUUCGUUGAGAAUGCGGCUUAUUUCUCUUCAAGCCAGCCAGAAACAGCAUGAAAAUGAUCUCAAGAACAAGGAGAAUGAAGCCGCUCAUCUAAAAAAUCAAUUUUUGUCAUCUGAAAUGGCCAGGAAAGAGGCUACGGGAAGAUUAAAUGCCGCAUUUGUAAGUUGAUAUUAUGUUUAUGAGGUUGCGAUUUUAGGAUGAAUUGGAUCGCCUAAAGAAGUUGGUGUUCGAAUGCGAGGUCCGAGAAGGCCGUCUGAAAGAGACGAUUCAGAAAUUACAAGAUCGGGUUGACACCGCCGAGUCAAGCCAAAAUAGGCUGCGCCAGGUCGUUGAAGACUCGCAGCGGGAAAACCAACGACUUGUGGACUUGAAUAAGGUAUGGAGAAUAUACAGAUUAGCUUUUUGCAGCUUUAUCUAGUUUUUUUAUAUCUAAAAGACUGCUUUUUCGCAAAAAACACCUGUUUUCGAUGUUGUUCUAGAAAAAAUCAGUUUUUGAUGUCGUAAUUUUUUUGUAAGUGACACUAUUCGAUGUUGUGAGCACCCAUUUGAUUUUAGCUACCACCAGCCACUCAUAUUCCGGCAAUCCAGCACUCAUGGCCGGCAUAUCACACAACAGAAAAGAAGUAUAUACUAGUGGAAAAGUAUCUCCAAGAGGUAGUUUUUCGAUAUGUUUAGUUGCGUAAUGUGUUGUCGCUGUGAGAUUUUGUUCGCGGCUUUUUAUUUUUGAUUUUGAAGAGAUGUUUGAAGGAAUUUGGAGCUUUUUUAGGCCUCCGGAUAUUGUAGUAGGUAAAAGUUGAAAAAUUGGUCUUAAAAUGAUGUGUUACAAUUUUUAUUGUUUUAGACAUUGGUCGAGCAAUCCCAGACAGUCGAGAAGGAGGCCCAAGAAAUCAGGGAACGCCUUCAAUCACAACAACAUGAACUCAAUAAGAUUUCGAAUGAGUACAACGAGAUGAAAGAGGAUUAUAGAUCGAUGGAACGGGAGAAUAAACGAAUGAUUCAGAAACUAAAUGACUCCAAAAGAAUCGAUGACAACGUGAAAGUACUCAAAAUCGACAAUGAAAGACUGAUUACGGUAAGAAAAUUGAUUUAGGGGGGGGAUAGGUGGGACAUGGAUAAUAUAAUGAUGAUUUGGUGGGAAAUUUGGUGGAUUUAAGAUGGAAUAAGAGUUGUUUCAGAAGUUUCUUGGAAGUUGUCGUAAGAUAGUGAAGUUUGAAAACGAAAUUUUGUAGUCUAUUUUGUCUGGAGGGGAGUAAUUGAGCUAAAAGGAGCGGAUAAUUACUGCGUUUACAGCUGAAUACGUAGAUCUCAAACUGAAAACGUAAUUGUUUUGGAGAAUACAAGGUGUUUUAAAAAUGGCGUAGGGAAUAUUUUUUGGGUGUUUUAGGUAUAAUUUUUACGGUUUUAUUAUUUUAGGACCUGAAAAGAAUGGACGAGAAUUCGGAUCGCCUGAGGCGGGAAUUGGAUGAUGCCCAGCAACGACUGAAACGCUCGGAAAUCAGAUAUAACGAACUGUUCAAUCAACUGAAACAGGAGAAGAACGACAAUCAGAACUUGGUGAAUAGGAUCAAUUAUUUUGAAAAGGUGAGUUCAGGUGUUGUAGUUGGCUAAAAAAAUAUUUUUUUUUUGGUUUUUGAUUUCGAGUUUAUAUGAGUAAAAUGAUGUUUUCAGAAGGAACGUGAGCUCCAACACGAAGUCAAUGACCUCCGAGCACAAAACGACCGACUUUUGGUCGAAAAAGUGGACCAGCAACGAGAUUUGGAGGAGACUCGAAAGAAGCGUCAUGAAAUCCAAGUUGAACUGUCGGAGUACAAAAAUCAGAUGCACAGAAAUCAACUAGAACUCGAUGCACUCACACAGAGCAAGAAAUUGGUAAGAAUUCAAGCCUUGAAAUAUGGAAAGUGACAUUUUAUACGAUGAAAGAUGUGUGAGAUUCUUUGGUCGUAUAGAGUGAAAUAGUUGGAAAAUAUUGAAGAAUUUGGUUUAUUGUUAUGUGUUUUAGAUUCACGAAGAGCUCCGUCGCAAAGAAGCCGCUUUGAGAGAAGUUCUAGCCGAAAAAGGACAGAUCGGACAAGCCCUCAACCAACAAGAGAGAGAAAUGUCCAAAUGGAAGCAAACCUGUGAGUCGUUGGAGCGAAGAAUGAACGAACUCCUCGACGACAACACCAAGAAAGUCCAGGCCCGUCGAAAGGACGAACAGGAACGGCAGAUUCAACGUGCCGUCAAAGCAAAGGAGGAGCAACUCCUAAAACAACAUGAUCGGACCAUUCAAGGACUUUUACAGCGCUGCAAGGAGCUGGAAAAGUACUCUGAAGACGUGAAAAGUGAGCUGGAGAAUGUGAGAAGCGAACGGAGCCAGCUGAUGAUCAGAUUGCAACGUCUCCAGCAUGAACCGAGCCUGAGUCGAGCUGAAUCAAACACCUCAUUGACGAGAGGAUCACCUCCGGAUCAACGGGAAAUGGUGGUAAGAAGGACAUUCACGUCGACUAGAAGUGCUACCGUCACAAGAAACCAGUCAGAGGCAUCUCAGAAUCUUCAGCUGACUCCUGUGACCAGGCAGAAGAAGUACUUCUAA
Molecule: messenger RNA, 9909 nt
Organism: Bursaphelenchus xylophilus (pine wood nematode)
Lineage: Eukaryota; Metazoa; Nematoda; Chromadorea; Rhabditida; Aphelenchoididae
Source: the annotation of a GenBank genome assembly